Pristis pectinata (smalltooth sawfish) is the source of this 2142-nucleotide messenger RNA. RefSeq names its product SRY-box transcription factor 14 (gene sox14). NCBI's taxonomy places the organism in Eukaryota, Metazoa, Chordata, Chondrichthyes, Rhinopristiformes, Pristidae. Bases 431 to 1150 code for a protein of 239 amino acids. The transcript has a single exon. Gene Ontology annotation, molecular function: DNA-binding transcription factor activity, RNA polymerase II-specific; RNA polymerase II cis-regulatory region sequence-specific DNA binding. Gene Ontology annotation, biological process: negative regulation of transcription by RNA polymerase II; positive regulation of transcription by RNA polymerase II; cell differentiation. The record is from RefSeq and is a predicted model, not a curated record.
CUCCGCCGCUCUUUGACUUGAAAUCACGAGAUUUCCUCUUCAUUUACUGUCCAGGUGCUCUAGCUGACCGGACACCUCCGAGGGGAGGGAAAAAAAAGGAGGAAGAGAGAGAGAAAAAAAAGAGAGCAGCGUGAGAAAGAAAGAAUAUAUUUGCAAAACAAAACGCCCUGCUAAACUGAUCAUCGGAGCAACUUAGCUGAAGAACUCAGGUCUUUGCAAUCUUUUGUCGAGUUGAUUCAGCUUUCUUUAAAGAAGAGCUUCUCCUGUUACAGAAAAAAAAUCUUGUUUGUCGACUGCAGCUGCAAUGAUUUGUUAAGGGAAGAUUUGUGUGUGUGCGUGCGUGUGUUGUUUCAGAGAGAGGUGAGCUGUUUCAUCUCGGGGGCGCUCCUUUCUAAAGUCGAUCCUCUCUGCUCGCUCUCUCUGCGUCAGGAUGUCCAAGCCCGCGGACCACAUCAAGAGGCCGAUGAACGCUUUCAUGGUCUGGUCGAGGGGUCAGAGGAGGAAGAUGGCCCAAGACAAUCCAAAAAUGCACAACUCCGAGAUCAGUAAAAGACUGGGUGCUGAGUGGAAACUGCUGUCGGAGGCUGAAAAGAGACCGUACAUUGACGAAGCCAAGAGAUUAAGAGCGCAGCACAUGAAAGAACACCCAGAUUACAAGUACCGACCUCGGCGCAAACCCAAGAACCUGCUAAAGAAAGACAGGUACGUCUUUCCUUUGCCUUACCUCGGGGACACUGAUCAUUUGAAGGCCGCGGGACUCUCUAUGUCUGCCGCCGACUCUCUCCUGGGUGCAUCCGAGAAAGCCAGAGCUUUCCUCCCGCCUACCUCGGCGCCUUACUCGUUGCUUGACCCCAGCCAGUUCGGCUCCAGCGCCAUACAGAAGAUGACCGAGGUGCCCCACACCCUUGCCACCACCCUGCCCUACGCGUCCACCUUGGGCUAUCAAAGCGGAGCAUUCGGCAGUUUGAGUUGCCCAAGCCAGCAUACGCACACCCAUCCAUCGCCCACCAACCCUGGUUAUGUGGUCCCCUGUAACUGUACCGCUUGGUCCGCUUCGAGUUUACAGCCCCCAGUUGCUUACAUACUUUUCCCGGGAAUGACCAAAGGCGGGAUAGACCCUUAUGCUUCGGCGCACGCUGCAGCCAUGUAGGUUAAGAGCACCGAGCAAAGGACUUGUGAAUUUGAAUUCUGCAUUUGCAUGUACAACGCGAACAACAGCAACAACAAAAUAAAAGACUGUCAUCUUCAGUGAUCCAGACUCUUGAGGCCUGGAACGAAUCCGCCGGAGCAGUAUUGGAACAAGCAAAAAGAAAUCAGGAUCAAUCUCUCCCGACCCCGGCACGAGCACCUUGCAAUGUAAAACAGGGAGAGAAAUAUAUAUAUAUAUAUAUAUAAAUAUAUAUAGAAUUAAAAAGACUGCCUCUGAUCUUAAAAAUUUACAUUGCAUGUACACUAAAGGCUCGAAAACUCGAAACUCUGUCCCUAGUCUGGUCACAGACUCUAAAAGAAGGGAACUUUGUGACAGAGACUGUCUGUAGCACGAGACUUGGAUGUGCUACAGACGGCGGAUAACUGGCUGUAUAAUUGUAGAUGUUUUGUUUGAAACUCUGCCACUUAAAACACUUGGCAGUUUCUCGGUUUUAUUUAUUAUCAUGUAUAUUGGUCUAUAAUACCACGUGGUCAUUUUGUUUUGGAACUGAAUUAUUUCAAGUCCUCAGAUUUCCUUUGCACAUCAGAAACGAGACUUGUAUUAAAACGUUGCCACCAUAUCUAGACGACUUGGCAAUUUCGUUAGAGAUUGCGAAAUAACUUUUAAAAUUAACCAUAAGUGAGGGGUUGUUUAUAACCUGGCGAAGACGGACAGAGUAAAAGUGCACUGGACUGCCUUAUAUUAAAGAUAGUCUUCACUUGUUAUUUCUGAUCUCCAUUGGAACCUGGUCACGGUUUUUAUUUCAGACCGAACUUCAGACGUGAAGUCAAUAACGUUGGUUAUUUUUUUAAAAAUGACAAUUCAAAUAUGUUUUAAAAAAAGGGUAUGUCUCCAAUACAAACUGUAUCCAGAAGGAUUUUACCUCGUAACUCUGUUCAAUUGUUGAACACAGGCAAUGUUUUAAAUAAAGACAAGCUGUCUACAAAAGUUAA